GCGUCGAAAAAAAUCGAAUCACUUUCACACCUACAUGUGAAUGUCCUUUUUCGAAAAGAAGAGAGAAACGAUGGAUUUAGGACGAAUAAUGGUGCCGUAGAAACAUUUGAUGGUGUGAUGGUUUGUACGGGACAUCAUACCGAUCCUUACUGGCCGAAUCCAUUCCCUGGACAGGAAGCAUACACCGGAAAAUUGGUCCACAGUCAUGAUUACAAGGACCAUAGGGGCUAUGAGGACCAAACUGUGGUUGUGAUUGGAAUCGGCAAUAGUGGAGCAGACAUUGCAGUUGAACUCAGCAAAAUAUGCAAAAAAGUGUAUUUGGCCACCCGAUCUGGAUCAUGGGUAAUGAAUCGAGUAUGGGACGGUGGAGAACCAGCAGACUUGGCCUAUUUGAGCAGAUUUGAUCAUGGGAGAUUUGGCCUAACGCCAAAACACCGUGUUCUUGCUGCUCAUGUUACAAUCAACGAUGAAUUGCCGAACCGUAUCAUUUCUGGCACUGUUGUGAUCAAGCCCAAUGUUGGUUCAUUCACCAAGGAGGGAGUAAUUUUCGAAGACGGUACAGAGGUGCCAAAAGUUGACACGGUAAUUUUCGCUACUGGCUUCUCAUUCGGAUUCCCACUAGUAGAAGGAGGACAACUGAUACCUGUCAAAGACAACCAUGUUGAUCUGUAC
This is a messenger RNA of Cylicostephanus goldi, 672 nucleotides long. NCBI's taxonomy places the organism in Eukaryota, Metazoa, Nematoda, Chromadorea, Rhabditida, Strongylidae. The record is from the annotation of a GenBank genome assembly.